Arabidopsis arenosa is the source of this 727-nucleotide messenger RNA. The record is from the annotation of a GenBank genome assembly. Lineage: Eukaryota; Viridiplantae; Streptophyta; Magnoliopsida; Brassicales; Brassicaceae.
ACACGCUUAAAGCCUUUUCGUUUUCCAAUUUCAACAAUGGCCUGCGUCGAGACGAAGAACAACAACAACAGUUCCGAUUCCGUCAACGAACCAUCACCUAAACUCCAAAAGCUCGAUCAAAACGGAAUCCAUGGCGAUUCAUCAUCAUCACCAUUCUUCAAAGUGAAGAAACUCUCCGAAAAAGCUGUUUUACCAACAAGAGGCUCAUCACUCUCCGCUGGAUACGAUCUCUCAAGUGCGGUGGAUUCAAAAGUUCCAGCGAGAGGUAAAGCUCUUAUCCCAACGGAUCUAAGUAUCGCUGUUCCCGAAGGAACUUACGCGAGAAUCGCACCGAGAUCGGGUUUGGCUUGGAAACAUUCGAUUGACGUUGGUGCUGGUGUGAUUGAUGCUGAUUAUAGAGGACCUGUUGGUGUGAUUUUGUUUAAUCAUUCUGAUGUUGAUUUUGAGGUUAAUUUUGGAGAUCGAAUCGCGCAAUUGAUUAUCGAGAAGAUUGUGACUCCUGAUGUUGUUGAGGUUGAUGAUUUGGAUGAUACUGUUCGUGGUGAUGGUGGUUUUGGUUCUACUGGUGUCUGAGUGAUGAUCAUCUUCUUCGAUUAAGAAUGUUUAAUUUAGGGUUAUUUCGUCGAACAGUUUGUGGUCAUUAUUGUACUAUCUCUUUGCUUCAUCUUUAGACUAUCUUUCAAUCUUCAAAAAAAUUUGCUUCAUCCAAAAAAGUCUCAAUCUAAUU